UCCAACCCCCAAACCCCGGCCAUGUCCCUGGACCUAACGAUGGACGCGGGCGAGGAGAUGCGCUUCCUGAACCGCAUCAACCGGCUCGUGCGUCGCUUGGCCCGCAAGACCCACUUUACGGUUCGCGAGCUGGAGAUCUGCCUGCUGAUCUACCACAAGCUGGUCAAGGACCAAAACGAUCCCCAAGCCCGGUUCGUGAGCACCCACCAGCUGAACAUGGUGUUCGACACGGUGCUGGGCAUUUCGGACCAGGUGGUGGCGGGACGGAUCUACGGCGCCCUGGAGGGAACGACCGUGACGUCACACAUCACGAUGGGCACCUGGGCGCGAAUGUUGUCCCUGUUGUUGCGGGGGACGUUGGGUGAAAAGAUCGAUCACUGCUUCCGGGUGUACGACAUCUCUGGCCACGGGAAGAUCCGACGGGAGGAUAUGAUGGUUCUGCUGCGAGGUUGCUUCGUCAAGCACGCCCAGGAGGAGGUCGAGGAGUCGAUCAAGGAUCUGGUGGACAUUUUGAUAAGGCGGCUGGACGCCGAUCACGACGGGGAGAUCUCGCUGGAGGACUUCCGGGUGUCGAUCCGGAAGAGUCCCGAACUGUUGGAGUGCUUGGGGCAAGCGUUGCCUGAUCGGGUCCACGUGUAUGCGUUUUCGAGAACGUUCCUGGAUCGGGUGAAGAAGUUUUGA
Messenger RNA from Culex quinquefasciatus (southern house mosquito), 681 nucleotides. Its product is annotated as EF-hand calcium-binding domain-containing protein 1. The record is from RefSeq and is a predicted model, not a curated record. The coding region runs from base 22 to 681 and encodes 219 amino acids. NCBI's taxonomy places the organism in Eukaryota, Metazoa, Arthropoda, Insecta, Diptera, Culicidae. The transcript has a single exon. Gene Ontology annotation, molecular function: calcium ion binding.